Lymnaea stagnalis (great pond snail) is the source of this 12514-nucleotide messenger RNA. Lineage: Eukaryota; Metazoa; Mollusca; Gastropoda; Lymnaeidae. The record is from the annotation of a GenBank genome assembly.
AGUAUAGUAAGUGAGUACGAAUUUUUACUUUUACGUUUGUUUUUGCUCUCUUUGAACAAAGAAAUAAGAAUCAUAUUCGUAUAAUCUCGUACUAUUUUAUAACUAAACCUUUAUGUCAUAAUUUGAUGCCAAUUUGAGUUACAGCUUGCUUCCUUCCCCAUUUAAAAAAGGACAAGAGUUAGUGAGUUCGGGUAAGUGCUGCACUGUCGGAAAUAGGUGAUUUGCGCUAAUUAAUUUUUACUGACUCAUAAAGUCAAUGUACCAGCAGUGCCAAUACUAUGCUCAUUGUCAUGAUUGCCAUCCCACGACAGUGUCUACUGUAUACUAUAAAUUACUAUCGAUGCCCAUUGGCCAUAUAAUAACUACUUGAAGCAAUCUGCCCUUGGCCUGGCUUUGACUUUGGCUCCCAAAAUAUUGUAAAUGGGGGUGGGCUGGGGGUUGGUGUGACAUUCAUUAUUUCAACAGUGACAACAGCAAGACUCAUAUUUAAAAUAUUUCAAAGUUAUUUCCCGAUGAAAUUUGGAUGGUAGACCUUUUCCUUCAGGUCUCAAAAAAAGCACUUUUACUUUAUAUUAUAUUAUUAUAUUUUAAUUUAUAGCUAACUUUGUCAAAGUCAAAGGGAUCGAUAGCAAGAGAAAGGAGGCUAAUGCUGGCUUAUUAAUUAUCACGAGUCUCAAUCUCAUUGUGUGUAAAUUUAUUUAUGUCACUGGCAGACAAAUAUUUUACAUAAAUGAUGACAAAUUUAAUUUAAUAAUUAGAAAAUUGUAAAUUGUGACCAAAAAUUAAAAAAACCGAGAUCACAGCAGAGCCAGUUGUUAUAUAAUAUUGCCACAAAAUUUUUUACAUUUGCAUCAUUUUUUCUUUGUCUAGAACUGUUAACUGUGCACUAACAAGUAUCCAAAUACCUACUAUGUCCAUAUUUAAUAAUUAGUGAUGGGACGAUACCAAAAAUUUUAACGAUUCCGAUACAAUUCCGAUUCUACCCAAUUAUCCCGAUUCCCGAUACCAUUCCGAUUCCUGGCCAUUAUUACAUAUAUGUAUUACUGUGCCCAGUUAUUAACAUAUUUAAUUAAUAUGAAAGUUGAGAAUUGAUUAGAAAAGUUUAUUAACUUGCUAUUGAAGCUUUACAAUAUGCUAGAUAGCAAUGUCUUGGAAAGGUUUUAUAUAAAAACAUCUAUCAAUAAUUCUAUUUUAAUAAUACAAAGAUGUAGCUAGUGUCUUUUGAUACAAAUUUCAAAAUGUGUAUAUAAAAACUGUAUAUUAAAUAUACAUAUGAAAUUAUUAUUCAUGUGCAUACAAAAUAGGAAAAAGUUUACCUUCACAAAAUAACAUUUUACAUAAUUUUUUUAAGAAAAGGUAUGAUUAUUAUAAUUACUGUUUAAUUCCAAACAACAACAAAAUAUAUUAAUUAUAAUUACUACAUUGUAGUAUUGAGUUCACCGGCUUACGGCAGUUAAUCAGUUAAGAAUCGUUUUGGUAUUAGAAUCAGGUCUGAAUUAUUCAGCUCCGAUACUGAUUCCCGAUGCUUUGGAAAAAUCCAGAUAUUUCGAUUAUUCCGAUACGAUUCCGAUUAAUCUCCCCAUUCCGAUUAAUCGUCCCAUCACUAUUAAUAAUAUUAACAGGCCCAUACUACAUAGAGACAUUUUUUCCUGGAAAGUAAGGGCAUGUGCAUUCAUGUUCAAGGGCAUGUGAAUGUGCAUUCAUGUUCUUGAACGUUGUCUAAAUGUAGGCUUAUUUUUUUUUUUAAACUUGUCAAUUCAAUACAAAAUACGGUUAAUUUUAGGUUAGCGGUAAGGCGGCAAUGUGUUCCAUGGUGUACAGGACACAGAGCUUCCCCCAGUUAAACUUCCGUCUUCAGCACCGUAUUUUAAAGAUUUCAAUAUUUAUGUUUUUGUUCACUUAAUGCAAGUUUUUGUUUUCUUAUUUUAUACUCUUGAAAUUAGGAGGUAGGGGUUCUGGAGAGGGGUCACCCCUGCCUAGAAGAUUUCUUUGUUUCUUAUUUUGGUAUUUAAAAUAAGGUUGGGAGGGAGUUUGGAGAGGGAUCUCCAACCCCAGUCCCCAGAAAAUCAUUUUGCACCCUGAAAAAUAUGAUAUUUAUAAUUAAUAUCAUGUACUCUACUGGGUUUUUUAACCUGAAAUGAAAAUAUAAAUCCAUUAAGAAACACAAUUUAUCAAAAUCAAAUAACUCCUAAGAUAUUGCGCUAACACCCAUUUCCAAUACAGUUUAAGCAGUAGUCUCCCUUUUGUUACCUAACUUUUAAAAUACAGGUACUUGGAUUUAAAAUAAUAAAAGAUAGCACAUUUAGCGUGUUCUUUUUUUUGCCAUCGGUGUUAGGUCUUAAAACUUGUAUCAAAUAAAGAAAAAAUCAAAAUCAAUUGAAUACAAAACUAUGGCUGGUAAUUGUCCUAGGGAACCUCCAUGACUUAUAUACAGUGGAAGACAUAGCUGGUUUACCGCUAACCCAAUCCUAGCUUGUCUAUGUUAGUAUGUAGUCUAUGAAUUCACAAUGGCAUGUUUGUAGAGGCUGUAACUGUAGGCAUAUAGGGCCUAUGGGGGAUAAAAAUAGUAUGGGUAUUGUAGACAUGUUCUUGGACCAUACAGCCAAAGUCAUAAGGCUUAUUAUUAAUAACGUUGUAGAAAUAUGACUUUAAAUAAUUCACAUAUGCAGGCCUACUUGUACUAGCUAUGAACUUAUAUAAUUUUACAUUUAUAUAUUUGUCACAGCACAAAGGAAAAUCGAAUGUUUUCCACAAGUGAUGUUUGUAGGAAAGAGAUUUAAUGAACCAAUGGGAAUUGUUUAGGGCACAAUUAAUUGCAAGAACUGCUGAAGUAUAACCACAUAAUAGAACAGUGAUGUGUACAAAUGAAAACUAUACAAGGGUAACAGAAUAAUACAAAAUAUACUAAUGACUAGAGUGCAAACUAUACCAGAUGUUUAAUUUCUUUUUUUUGUGUUGUGAUAAUGCUCAAAGAAUGUUUGGAUAUUGCUCUUUUAGAAUUCAAACAUGGCAGAUUCCCAAAUACAAGAGCCCAAUGAAACACAGUUAGAGACUCAAGCAGAGCAAGUGCAAAGUAUUGAAGAAUGUGAAUCUCAGGCAAUAAAACUCGAAGAGGUAGCUGGUGAUGAAAUUGCAGGAGCAGCAGAUGAGGCUGAUAAAGAUCCAUCUGAGGAUGUAGGGGAGAUAAAACCAAAGGAAGAAAUUGACAGAAAAAAUGAUUUAGAUGAAGACGGUGACGAGGAAGAAGAUGAUGAGGAAGACAACAUAAAUAUAGAUAAAAGUUCAGAUCCAAAUGUGAUGCCUCAAGUCAAUAUCUCACUUCUUGCUAGUAAGCUUUAUAAAAUAUUCAUAGUAAAUGGGUUCGUUUAUAUAUCACUGUUCACUCCCCCAGGACAUUUACUUCAUUUACAUUUUUAAAUAGCUUUUAUGGUUGGGAAACCCUACAACUCAUUUACUAAUCACAUGAACAACUACAUAUAUGCCUGCAGAGAAAAGUCUAAAGGGUUUCAUUUUCAAUUUGCCUUUUUAAAAUAUAUAAUAUAGAUUUAUAUAAAUUUACACAAAUUAAAUACAUUGUCCACAAUAUUUUGUCAAUAAAUAUUUGCAUUAAAUCAACCAUAGCUAUUCACACACCCCAAUCUAAUUAGAUAUUUAGAUCUAUAUCUCUGAAAUUUAAUUUGAAAUCUGUUUACGAUAUGAGAAAUAAUCAUUUUCAUAUCGUUAAAUAUACUGCCUUAUCGCCCAAAUCAGUAUGCACACUUCACUAGGUUCCAAGUCCAAGGGAGAACACCAAUCAAGAGAUUUACAGAUGAGAAAUAAUUUACAGCUAUCGUAUCCCUUUUGUAUGAAGCAUAAAUAGUUAUGGGAAAAUCAAUUGACUGCCUACUUACAAUUUUACUAAUUGUCAUUGUUUCUCAAAAUUUUAUCAACAGAGCGUAGAUGGCAAGUUAAAUUUUAUCCAUUGAAGCCAGAAGAUUUUAUGAGUGGACAGAUCACUAGAGUUUUUAAAUGUGCUAGGGAGAGCUUGCUUUACAUUCUUGCCCAGAAUAAAUAUUCAAGAGGGUAUGUAGAACUCAGAUGUGUGUGUCUACAUGUUACUUAAAAUUUGGAUAUAUUGUAGAAAAAAAACAGAAAUUGUCAAGACAUUUGCCUUUGCCAAUACAAUUAUCCAUGCAAAUAUUUGAAAAUUAAUGUUUUAAGAUUUUCAAUUAACUUUUUGUAUAUAGAUGUUCAGCCUUACACAUUGACACAAACUUCCUCAAUGUAUGCAUGUGUCGUGACUUAUAAAAAUAUUAAUAAAUUUUCAAUAUGUUAACAAAUUGCAUAAUAUCUGCAAAGUAUGUGCACAUACUGCUAAUUCUGUAAGAAAUCUAGACAAUUCCUUUUGUCUAUAUAGGUUUAAGUUAAAAGUAUUAGCAAUAAAAAUAAUAACUAAUAGAUUAAGUAGGCAAUAGAGACUCCAAUAAUUCAGGCUUUUUUGUUUGUUUUUGUAUGCAGAGUUUUAGCCAGCCCCAUAUUUCAACAUUCUGGCACAGGAUAGAAAAAUCAUGAAUUGAAUAAUGUGUAGCUUUGAAUUUGGAACAAAUAGAACUCAGUUAGUACUUGGAUUCAGCAAAUAGAAGUCCAAACUAUUCAAAUUCAUUACCAGUUUUUACUUCUUAGUAUUGUAAAAUUUGUGACAAUCCAAUUUUUAAAAAAUUUCUGAGGCUUUUUGAAAUAAAGCAUAUAUUCCAAAGUAAAAUAUGAAUGCUUUAAAUUUGUUCAUCAUUAUUUAAGUAAGUGUCACUAAUGGUUUUUCUUUUUUAAAUUGCUCAAAAUAGAAAAGGUGAAAUGUUUGCCUCUUCACCAAAGAUGGCUAUCAGAAUAGUUCAUAAUCUUAUGAAGUUAGACUUUCAAUACCCAGAGAUUAAUAUUGAGAUUAUCAAAAAGAAUGAUGAAGGGGCUGUGGAACAGAAAGGUAAUAAAUAAUAACAUUGAUGACUAAUGAUUGUGUAUUAAGUAGCAGCCUGAGCUCUUUUUGUAAUAUCUACAUUAUUUGAUUUAAAAAUAAAUUUUAAAGAUUAACCCGCUAGUAAUCAUGUCUGUGAAAAUUUUAUCCUGUGUUUGUUUCUUUUGGUAAUGAUUGGUGAAUCUUUAAGAUUUAGUUUAACAAUUAAUUUCAUUCUCAUUUUCAGCCAAUUUAUUAAUUUUUUUUCUUUUUUCCAGCCCUUUUAAGAUAUGAUCCAAAGCUUGUUAGAAUGUUGUGCAUUCCUCCAUUACCUCCCAGGCAUGGUAAGAAUUAAUCUUCUGUCUAAAGAAAACUGUAUUGUCUAAAGCAAUGUUUUUCUUAAAAAAUAAAUAAGUUUUGUUGUUUCAAAGGCUAACCUUUGAGCUAGUAUAAACUUUUCUCUCACUGCAGGUAAAAAACUCAGGAGUAGGAUAAUUGGCUCAGUUUUUGUAAAAAAUCUACCGAAUGACACCUCCAAAGAAAUGCUCAGAGUUUUGUUUCCCUUUGCAGCAGAGAUUAACUAUACUCCUGAUAAAUUCAAAGAUUGGUAAAUUAAUAUUUUUAUAAAAGCAUAUUAUAUUUAGUUAUGUUAUUUAAUUUAAAUUUUAAAAAAAAAAUCUUUUUCAUAUUAGCAUGGCCUUAAAGUUCAUUAGGUUAUACUCAAUGGAAUACAAUAUGUCUGAACUAAUCUGUAGAUAAAAAUGUCAGUGUCAGUUUUAAAAUUUGAACUCAAUAUAUUUUAGUACUGCUCGCCUUGUCCUUGAGAAUAGAAUCAGUGUCUUGCCUUGCUUAAAAGCAUUUGCCAAAGUUGAACUUGGGGGAAAUAUCUUGGAAUUUCAUCCUUUGGAAAGUAAGUAAAUAUAUACCAUGUAAAUUCCAAUGGUCUUAACAAUCACUGAGCAGCAUUUAUUACAUUGCAUAUCACAGACUCUACUUAGCAAAAUAAUUAUUGCGUAUUAAAAGUGAAAAAGUGAGCAUAAGUGUAUAUAAUUUAAAAUAAAUAAUUGAAAAGGUUUAUUUAACUGUGAUCUUGAUACAGAUUGCUGAAUUAUUCUCUAACUCCCACAGACCUUUUUUAAAAGUUAAAGAGUUUUUUAUUUUUUUCAAAUCAGAGCGCAGAGAACAACUGAGUGAAAGUAAGACUACAAAUAUACCUAAAGAACAAGUUGUUGGUGUUAAAGUGGAGAAUGAAGGGGAUAAAAGCAAAGAAGCUGAUUCCAAAGACUCAAGUGAACCCAAUACAACAGUAGAGAGUAAAGAGACUAAAGCAGCUGAAAGUAAAUCUCCACAGAAAGGACCAUUGUCUCAAAAAGAGAUCCCUAAGAAGACACCAACGACCAGUAAAAACGCUGGCCCACCAAGGGUACUUCAUAUUAUUUUUUUAAUGUUUUUUGGGUUUAUGUGAAAUUAAUACCAUGAGGUUGGUUGUUUUAUAAAUAAUUUAGAUUAUAGACUUCCAAUUUUAAAGGAAAUAAUUUUUUCAAAUCUAUAAUGAGAUUUAAAAACUUUGACAAAUACAAUGUACAAAACCCAACCCAGACUUUAGAGAAACAGCUUAUGUUAUUGAAUUAGAAUAAAAUUAAAUCGGAUGAAUAAUUUAGUUAAAUAAUGUAUUAGAUACAUGAUUAAUCUUCAAACUACAGAUUGAGUCAUAAAAUAUUCAUGAAGCUUUUUAGUUACACUUUAUAAAAAUGUGUUUCUUGUUUUUUAACAAAUAGGAGUACAGGAGGGAAUUCAGGAGCCGGGGUCGUGGUACCUGGAUUUCACGAGGGAGAGAUCAGGUACAUUUUUCUUUGCAAGGAAUUGUUUUAUCCAAAUUACAGUCAGGAAAAUGUUACCAAGGUUUUAUUUAUUUUAAAAUAACCAUAUUUUACGAGACUUAUGUUAGGCUAAAGAAAUUUUAAUAAUAUUGGCCUAUGUUAAAAGAAGUCAAUUUAUCUGCCUACUGUGAUAACCUAUAACUUUUACCUCAGUUUUGGAAUACCUUACGUACAAUUUUUUCAUAAAGAAAGUCUAUUUUAGUCAAAGGGAUGUCUUAAAUCAAAAAGACCAGUUUAGAAACUGAAAGGUAUUAAGGGACUGUAGCUAAUGUUCCCUGUAUAACUUUUGAGCAAAGAAGCUAAAUGAAAGUUAAAUAUUUGUGUGUGUCUAGUGUGAUGCUUGAGAACUGUACAAAGUUAUAAAUUACAAUAACAGAAGACAUAUUUAAUAGCUAAUUUUAUAUACAGAGUCAUGGAGCGUUUUUUUUUUUUUUUUCUUUUCAGCUGUUGAAUUGCAAAUUUGUUCAUGGUUAUGUCAAUUUCCUCUUUUAUAUUGGUUAGUUACUUUAAAGUUUUGGAGAUUUUUCUAGGUCCACAUCCUGGAACAUAGUGUGCUGUGAAAAGAUGGAUACUUUUGUGGCAUCAGACAAUAGCCCUGCUUUCUUUCAUGGCACUACAUGAGUUGUUUACCAUGAGAGGUGAAAAGGCAGGUGCUUAUUGGUACUGACAGAUGUACAUAUAUUACAGGGUCCAAUCAAUUCUUACCAGGAAAAGAAAAAAGUUGGUGGUCCGCCAGGAAAACCAGUGCUGAGAAAGCCAGAAGUAGCUUCACGUGCUCGAGCCAACAGACCAGAUAUCCGGAAAGGUCCCCUUGGUUGGGACAGUGCUGGCAACAGAAGCCCAAUCAGGCAGAAUCAAAACAGGGGUAAUCGAGGUGGCUCGGGCAAUCGUAACAACAGAAAUAACUCAGUUUGGAACUCAAGAGCUUCCGGAGGAAGAAACCGUUUCAGCUCUGGUGGUGGCUAUGCUACCGGUGGUAGAGCAGAUAGAAGAUUUGAACAACAAAGUUUUGGUGGAGGUAUGGCAGGAGCUUCGGGUUAGUAUAUCUUAAAAACUCACUUUGUUUACCUUGCUCUGUGUGUCUUGAUGUCAGACUCAAUGUCCCAUGUCGUGGGAUGGAUCUCUCAAUACCACAGAGCUGCCUGCCCACCUGAUUUGAUAAUGAGCUUGGGAUAUUUUAGCUUAUCCCGCUCACUUCACUUUUUUUUAUAUCUGCUCAUGUUUGCUACAGCACUGGGUAGCUGUUUAGUAUCAUUUUAAUGAUAAGUCUCAACAUACAGCAUUCUGUAAAACUUAAAAUUUAACGUGCGUAAUGUGAUGCACUAUAUCCUCAUUAUGGUGUCAUUGUGGUCUGAGAUAAGGAUGCUUUUUCAUUCUCUGGUGAGUGAAAAUGUCAUAUCAAUAUAUUGUACAUAUUGAUAAGUAUGCAACAUGGACUCACAAUGGAAACUGUUGUUUAAUGGUUUUUUCUAGUUUCCCUUUGCUGUGCAUGGAUAUAUUAACCCUUUACCAUAAGGUAAUCACAUUUUGUACAGCAGCAUGGUCAAGAAAGAAGGCUUAGGCUACGGUUCCACUGGUUCCGUAUUUCAUGGCAUCCAAGACUGACAUUCUAGAUCGAUAACUGUGUAGAGAAAUUUGUCUGACAUUGUGUUUACAUUGCAACCGAUUACAGAAUCUUUAUUGCUUAUUUAUUUAUUUAUUUAGGCAUUUUUUAUAUAGCGCUUACCUUAAAGCUCUAAGCGCUUUACAAUUAUUAAAAACAUGUAAACUAAGUAAAAUAAAAAUGAGACACUAGGAUAGUAACUACUAUACUAUAGAAACAAUUAAAAUGGCUAUAAAACGAGGACACUUUGGCACGUUUUGGCCUAUACUACAGGAACAGAAAAUGAGGCAGGGCGAGGAGGGUGCAUCACAGGUCAUAGGCGGACCUAAACAGAUGGGUUUUAAGGGACUUUUUAAAAGUGGACGAGGUUUCACAAUGACGGAUAUGGAAGGGGAGCUGGUUCCAGAACGUGGGCCCAUAGAAGUAGGAGCGUUCACCGAUGGUCUUAGUUUUGGUUCUUGUACUGUAAUGUUAUUUAUCAAACUGAUUUAUUGAUACAUGCUAAACACAUUAACUUUGUAAUAGUAAUAUUUUUCUUUUACAAAUUUUAGCUGUAAUUACAAUGUUGAAUAAAUUUGAAAGCCUAUGAUGAAAUUCUGGAAUUAACAAUAAAAUCAAAUGCGCCAUUAUUUUAGCUGUAAAUUAAACAAAUUAACUGUUAAAUGGCCACCAGUUAUUUCUCCUAUAAAUUAAAAUCAUAAAUUGUAGCUGUAGCUUCAAUGAAAUUCUGGAUUGAACACUGCUAUCGAGUGGCCAUUUUGAACCUUAACAAUUGGAGGGAAAUAAAAAAAUAUUUUCAUAACGUGCGGCACUCUGUAGGCACUCGUUGGUACAGGCCUGUGAAGCAACGACUGUCACAGAUGUUGUCAGAGACCAUGUUCACUUUGUUACUGCAUUUGUUUUUCUACAGAAUUCGGUCUCGUACGUCAGUCUUGGAUUACAAGGAAAUAAGGACCCAGUUAAACUUAAACAAAAUUUAGCAAUUUGAUGAACUGACCUGUUCCAUUUUAAACCAAUCAAAUGUUCAAUUAUUUGGUACAUUUUCUAAAAAUGACAAUUUAAAAAAUAUGUUUUGCCUCUUUUGAGGAAAUAUAAUGCAAUGAAGCAUUUUUAACUUGGGAAAACUGUGCUAAAAGUUUGCAGAAUAUCAGGAGAGAUAAAAGUGUUUGUGAUUGUUAAUAACUUGUAAUAAUAACCACAACAGUGAGCGGUUGAAUCUUCUGAAUGUAGAUAAAUUUCAGCCACUGCCUGCCUACUCACAUAUAGCAAUCUCUCGUUGCUUUUUUUGUGUUUGGUUGUGAUCAAUGGGAGAUUUUCUGCUGUACCCAAUUGUGAAUCCAACAGGAAUGGGUUAAGGUUAUGUUGUGUCUUAGGCUCAUGAUCAUUUCAGCAGCAUUCCACCAUCCUUUGAUUAUACUUGGAAUGGGAUCUGCAUUUCCAGAAACCUGGAUAAUCAUUGUUAGAUCAUUCAGGAUUAUGAAGGAGGCUAUAAUUUUGGACUAGCACUGUAUAUUGUGUAACAUGCUGAGACUGAAAGUGAAAUAGGAGCUUGAACAAAACUUCAAAAUCAGUUAUUCUUAGGGAAAUUCAUUUCACUCUCUCUUAUCUUGCCUAAAUAAUAUUUUAUAAAAACACUAUUGCUAUCUGAUUCCUUUGACCUUUAUUUACCAAAUGUGAUUAUGUUAGGUGAGGAAGUCUAAGUCAGACUGGAUUGCCAACACUUGAACAAUUGUUGAAACAAAUUAGGAAUAUUCUCUAUUUUAGCUACAUUAAUGUUAUCAAUUUUAGCUUAUUUGUAAAAGAUAUGUGGAAAAAGACUAAGUUUAUUAGAGAAGUAUGAAAAGGUAAGUCCAAUAGACAUUGAACUUUGUUAUUUUGACUUUAAAUAAUAUGUAAAUUGUUGUGUUGUUGUUUUUUUUAUUUAAAGCAUCCCUUUGGUUUUUUUUAAGGUUUGGAAUUAUACUUUAAUAGAAUAACUCGGUAAUAUGUUAAUCUGCAGAAAAGUUAAAAGGUCUGAUCUAAUUUAAUAUGUUUUCCACUAAGAAAAUAUUUCCCACUAGGUGUUUAGAUGUCUAACAUGUAAGUUGUUUAAAAAAAAUCUCUAAACCCUUUUGUUCAAAUUUAUAAUAAUUAUGAAACCUAUUUCUGUAUUAAUUGCUUGACACCCCCACCCCCUCCUCUCUCUCUCUCUCUCUCUGCAACUGUUACUUGUUCUCAGCUCUCAGCUCCUUUUUUUCAGGUGAUAUGGGCAUAAAUGUAGAAGCCACUAAAGAGAUGAUGCUGUUACAGAGCCAAUUGAGUAUGGCCAUUAAGAACCAGAUAGCUAUGUUGAACCAAACUCAGAUUGCAGUUGAGCAGGCCAAGCGGGGAGCUGGGAUGGGACUGACAACAACUGACUUGACCCAAGCCAGUUCUUCAGGUCAGAUAUUUUUAUAAGCAUUGCUUAAGAAGCAGUAUAUAUAUAAUAUGUUAGGGUAAUUUCUAUUUUGUAAUCAUAGAAGCUGAUUGUAUUGUCCCUUUAAGAUAAAGACUUAAAAGACAUUUUUAGUUAUUUUGUAUCACCUAUUACUGUUUUAGGUGAAGGAUCUCGUGCUUUUGGUGCAGGAGCAAAACGAAGGACCAAUCAAUCAGGAUUCGGCUCAGAUUAUGGCGAUGACAGUUUCGGGGGGAAAAGACAAAACCUGGGCCUUGGAUCUCAACAACGUAGUUGGGCAGAAGAGAGCCCUGCUGACUACUACGGCAUGCAACAAUCACAACCGAGCCUGGAUUAUGGAGUAGACAGACAGACGGAAGACACAACUCCUGCAUAUGGCAACAGCUACACUUCGAGGUAAAGCUUUGGUAAUGGAAGUAAGGGGUUAAAUAGAAGGGACCUUGUUUAAAAAGAUACAAGAUUUUUGUUGACACAAAAAUUAAUUAAGACAUUCUGUUCUUCAUUGGAACCAUUACUGUGUUAAAUUAUACAUGAAGUUCUAUAUAUUAUCUAAGUGGGUAUUUUGAAGCACUGAAAUAAGUUUUGUGUAAAUUUAAACUUGGAAAUGUGAAAACUUACAGUAAUGUAGUUAUAAAGGAUGUAAAGAGAUAAAGAGUAAAGAGCAUAACUUGAUGUUUAUUUUAACUUCUUUUUAUGUCUCUGUUGCAAAAGGCAUAAGGAUUGGUGAAAAGAUCAUUGUGGUAUUUUUCCUUUCAUUACCUAUUAUUAUUACCCACUAAAGUGUAUCAAAAAAUGACAAUUGGAGUUAAGUGGAAAAACAACUGAAAUCUUGGUUUAGAACUUGAAUAUAAUUAUUUUAUUGUUAUUAAAAAUUGUCCUAAUAAUAAAUGUAAUGUUACUCUAAAUAAAUGUUGUUUUUUUCCUCAGAAACUUAAGUCAAUCCAAUGCUGGUUAUGAUCAAAGCUCCUAUCGCUAUCACUAUUAGAGGACAGACUGGACCAUUCAGUUGCAUUAUUUUUUUUUAAAAAUUUUCUCUCCCUUUUUUUUAACACUAUGGUUGGUGCCCUUUUUUAAAAGUGUUUGCUUGGUAUUUUUAAACAUUGUGUUUACAAAUAUUAAAUAUUUUUGUAAUUGUCUGGUUUUGACCAUGGACUUACAACUUUUUUUUUUUUAUUUCCCUUUUAUGUUUGUAAAAAAAUAAUUACCUGGUUAGGUUAAUACUUUAAAAUUCAGCUGAAUGUAAACUUUACUUUCUUUAACCAAAAAAAUGUAUAGUAUAGCAGUUACUUGUGUACAUUAAUGUUAAUGUGUCAAUGUUGUUUAGUUAUUGUUUGUAUUUAAAUGGACUAUUACUGUUGGGUGAAGAGAUGGUUUACCCUGCUGCAUAAAAAAAUUUUAAGGUUGAAUAUUUCAUAGUUAAGGAAAUAGAAUGGAAGAAGAAGUUAAAGUUAUGUAUUGAAAUGUUCAGGUUGUAUUUGGGUUUGAGAUAAAACCAUGGGAAAGGUAUUCAUGAUUUUUGUGUGUGUGUAAUACAGCUAUGUCUUCAUUCUAUAUUGAAUUCAUAUUCGACAAAAGUAUUGAUUGUAUCAGCUGUAAAUAUUGUCAUAGUUGAGCUAAUGUUGUGAAGUUCUCUAUAAUUUGAUUUUUAUAAAUAAAGGAAGUCCAUGAAA